This is a messenger RNA of Exophiala spinifera, 1461 nucleotides long. RefSeq lists its product as uncharacterized. The transcript has 8 exons. Gene Ontology annotation, cellular component: membrane. Gene Ontology annotation, biological process: transmembrane transport. Gene Ontology annotation, molecular function: transmembrane transporter activity. Lineage: Eukaryota; Fungi; Ascomycota; Eurotiomycetes; Chaetothyriales; Herpotrichiellaceae. The coding region runs from base 1 to 1461 and encodes 486 amino acids. The record is from RefSeq and is a predicted model, not a curated record.
AUGGGAAAGGAAACUAUCUCUGUGUCAGGGUCAGAUCCCAAUGUCGAAUCCGGCUCUUUUGCGCCUGUCAUCGACAAGGCUGCAGAGAAAUCUUAUGUCCGCAAGCUUGACUUCUAUCUCCUACCGUUCUUGUCGAUAAUGUACUUUUUCAAUUCUGUCGAUCGUUCAAAUCUGGGCAACGCAAAAACAGACGGUCUGGACAAGGACUUGAAUUUCACCGGCAAUGACUACUCUCUGCUCAUUCUACUCUUCUAUGUCCCAUUCGGGCUGUGCGAUCUACCACUAAACCUUCUGACGAAGAGGUUUUCCGGAAAAGUCAUGCUUCCUUCGCUCAUGUUUGGUUGGGGAUCUCUGUCCCUGAUCCAAUGCGCCGCCAAAAACUUCGGAGGCAUGCUGGCCAUUCGUCUCAUCCUAGCUAUUUUUGAGGCAGGCUUCUUCGCCGGAGUGGUCUUCUACAUGACUCUCUUCUACACCCGAGGCGAACUUGGAUUUCGAAUUGCAGUCUUCUUCGGAAGUGCCUUGCUCGCGGCAGCGUUCAGCGGCCUGAUCUCGUACGGUGUGUUCCAGAUCCACCAUGUCUCCGUCAAGGGCUGGAUGUGGCUCUUCAUCAUCGAAGGCGGCAUGACAGUCAUCACGGCUGUCAUUGCCUUCUGGUGGCUGCCCGCACGCCCAGAUACGGCAUGGUUCCUCAACGACGCCGAAAAGAUUGCGGCGAGGAACCGACAUCUCCGGGACGCAUCGAGGACGGUCAACACAGAGUUUGAUCUCAGGGCGUGCUUUGCCACGUGGAAGAACCCCAAGUUUGCCCUCUGGGUGGUGAUAGCGUUCACCUAUCCAGUUGCGUUUGCGACCGUCAGCAAUUUCCUCCCGCAAAUCGUCCAGAGACUUGGAUACUCGGUGGUCAAGACCAAUCUGUGGACCGUCGCUCCGAACAGCGUUGGGUUUGUGGUCCUCCUGUGCGUCACAAAGUCCUCGGACUACUUCAGAGAGCGGACGUACCAUAUCGUCUUCGCCCUGUCGUUGUCGCUGGUCGGCAUGAUCAUCUUGGCUGCCAUUGACGUUCUCGAGAACAAGGGUGUCGCUUAUUUCGCGUGCUUCUUGAUGGCGUCGGGAGCAUACAUUCCCAGCUGUCUGGUGCACUCGUGGCACAACAACAACAACCUGGAAGAGAACUCGCGGGCAGCUACCACGGGAUUGCUCGUCGGCCUCGGAAACUUGGGAGGUAUCAUCUCGGCAGCGACAUUCAGAGUCGAAUAUGCACCUGGCUACGUUCCCACGCUCAUCGCCACCAGCUGCUGCAACGUUACUUGCAUCGUCUUCACUCUCGUACUCGGCUUGUACAUGAAGCGAGAGAAUGCUCGACGUAACAAAGAGCAAGGAGUCAUCAUGAGAGCGGAGGAUGUGGACACAGACACGCUCCAAGACGGAGAGAAGUCUCCCAACUGGAGAUAUUUUACUUGA